Salvia hispanica is the source of this 3133-nucleotide messenger RNA. NCBI's taxonomy places the organism in Eukaryota, Viridiplantae, Streptophyta, Magnoliopsida, Lamiales, Lamiaceae. The record is from RefSeq and is a predicted model, not a curated record.
UUUUUUCCCCUUUCUCCAACGAUAGACUAGAGAGAGAAAUUAGAGAGAGAAAGGAGCCCCCCAUGUGUCUGUGUGUGUAUAUGUAGCUGUAUACACAACCUCUCACCUCCAUAUCCAUUGUUGAGACAGAAAUCAAGCCCCAUUUUCUCCUCGAGCUCGCCGCCCCUCUCUCCAUCGAUCGAUCUGAAGAAUCUGCUACGAUAAUUAACUCUGGAAUUACCCCCCCUGGAUUUGAAGAAGAGUUGGUUGGAAUGUCUUCUCUCAGUAGAGAACUGGUGUUCUUGAUCUUACAGUUCCUAGAUGAAGAAAAGUUCAAGGAAACCGUUCACAAGCUUGAGCAAGAAUCUGGCUUCUUCUUCAACAUGAAGUAUUUUGAAGAUGAAGUUCACAAUGGGAACUGGGAUGAGGUUGAAAAAUACCUCUCUGGUUUCACUAAAGUAGACGACAAUCGCUAUUCAAUGAAAAUCUUUUUUGAGAUUAGGAAGCAGAAGUACCUCGAAGCAUUGGAUAAGCAUGAUCGGUCCAAGGCUGUCGAGAUACUUGUAAAAGAUCUUAAAGUAUUUGCAUCGUUUAACGAAGAGCUUUUUAAAGAGAUAACUCAGCUGCUGACGUUAGAGAAUUUCAGGGAGAAUGAACAGCUAUCAAAGUAUGGAGAUACAAAAUCUGCACGAGCCAUUAUGCUUGUUGAGCUGAAGAAGCUAAUAGAGGCAAAUCCAUUGUUUCGUGAUAAGUUACAGUUUCCGAACCUUAAGAACUCAAGACUGCGAACACUAAUCAAUCAAAGCUUAAAUUGGCAGCAUCAACUCUGUAAAAAUCCUAGGCCGAAUCCAGAUAUUAAAACACUUUUUGUGGAUCAUUCAUGUGGACAACCAAAUGGUGCACGCGCUCCCUCUCCAGCAAGCAAUCCACUGCUUGGAGGCGCAGUACCAAAACCGGGUGGCUUUCCUCCAUUGGGUGCACACGUGCCCUUCCAGCCUACUCCAGCACCAGUUCCAACACCCCUUGCAGGUUGGAUGUCUAAUCCACCUACUGCAACCCAUCCAGCUGUCUCUGGUGGACCUAUAGGUCUUGGUGGCCCACCUAUUCCAGCUGGACUUAAACAUCCUAGGACUCCGCCAACAAAUCCUUCUGUUGAUUUUCCAUCUGCUGAUUCUGAACAUCCUAGUAAAAGAACCAGACCUAUGGGAAACGAUGAGGUUAAUCUUCCUGUGAAUGUUCUCCCUGUGUCAUUCCCGGGGCAUGCACAUAGCCAAACUUUUAAUGCAACAGAUGACCUGCCCAAGACAGUUGCACGAACUUUGAACCAAGGAUCAUCUCCUAUGAGCAUGGAUUUUCAUCCUAUCCAACAGAAUCUUCUUCUAGUUGGCACUAAUGUGGGAGAUAUUGGGCUAUGGGAGGUUGGUUCGAGAGAGAGGCUAGUUCAAAGAAACUUCAAAGUCUGGGAUUUGAGUGCAUGUACAAUACCUUUGCAGGCUGGUCUGGUGAAAGAACCUGGCGUCUCAGUGAAUCGCGUGAUUUGGAGCCCAGAUGGGUCUUUGUUUGGAGUUGCAUACUCAAGACAUUUGGUAAUAGAUGUGAAACCUAGAAUAACAGAAGAAACAAAUGACAAAUCAAAGAUUUGGAAGCUCAGUGAAAUUAAUGAACCAUCUCAAUGCCGAACCCUGAAGCUCCCAGAGAACUUAAGAGUAACAAAGAUAUCUAGGUUGAUAUAUACAAAUUCUGGUGCUGCUAUAUUGGCUUUGGCUUCGAACGCAAUCCAUUUACUCUGGAAGUGGCAGAGGAGUGACCGUAAUUCAAGUGGAAAAGCAACUGCCACUGUUUCACCGCAAUUAUGGCAACCAUCAAGUGGCAUUUUGAUGACCAAUGAUGCAGCUGACACAAACCCUGAUGAAGCUGUUUCUUGCUUUGCUUUGUCAAAGAAUGAUUCUUAUGUAAUGUCGGCAUCUGGAGGAAAGAUAUCUUUGUUCAAUAUGAUGACUUUCAAGACAAUGACAACCUUCAUGCCUCCGCCACCCGCAGCAACAUUUUUAGCAUUUCAUCCUCAGGAUAACAACAUAAUUGCAAUUGGGAUGGAUGAUUCUACGAUUCAGAUAUAUAAUGUCCGAGUAGAUGAGGUCAAAAGCAAGCUUAAAGGUCACUCUAAAAGAAUUACUGGACUUGCCUUCUCCAAUGUUUUGAAUGUUCUAGUUUCAUCAGGAGCCGAUGCUCAGAUAUGUGUGUGGAGUUCGGAUGGAUGGGAAAAGCAGAAAUCAAGAUUUUUGCAACUACCUCCUGGGAGGCCACCGACAGCACAGUCAGAAACUCGUGUACAGUUUCAUCAGGACCAGAUUCAUUUUCUGGUUGUACACGAGACUCAGCUUGCCAUAUAUGAAGCAACAAAAUUAGAAUGUGUGAAGCAGUGGGCUCCACGAGAAUCAGCUGCCCCGAUAUCUCAUGCGACGUUUUCCUGUGAUAGCCAGCUGGUAUAUGCAAGUUUUCUUGAUGGAACAGUGUGCAUAUUCACUGCUUCACACCUCCGCUUACGAUGCCGCAUUAAUCCUUCCUCGUAUCUUCCCUCAAGUGUCAGCAGUUCAAACGUGCACCCUCUUGUGAUCGCUGCACAUCCACACGAGCCAAAUCAGUUUGCGCUGGGUCUAUCAGAUGGUUCAGUUCAUGUAUUUGAGCCGCUUGAAUCUGAAGGUAAAUGGGGUGUGCCACCACCAGCUGAAAACGGGUCUGCCAGCAGUGUACCAACCACUCCUUUAGUCGGGGGAUCAGCCCAAGAUCAAGCACAAAGGUGAUAUCCAGAAAUUAGACAAGGUUGCGAAUCGCGAUAGGUAACGUUGCAUUCUCCACUCUCACCUUAUUAUAACCUUGAGUUGCGGUUUGGGUGGAGAAUGUUGGUAGUGACAAAGUAUUUAACAUACCUGUACAUUAUUAUUCUGGCACUCCACAACAUAUUCUUCGACUUCUUUGUCUUCUUCGUCUUUAUCUUUUUCCGACUGUUGGGAGCUGGGUAUGUAAUUAACUUGCACCUUAGGCUCAAACAUGCCAAUUUAAUUUGCCGCAUUUUGGGUAAAACAUAUGAUGUAAGAUGAAUUGGUAGCUACAUUUUCUAGACUAGUGGUAGUGACAUAAAUUCAUUUUGUUGUUA